AUGGUUGGCCACCGUCGUCAUGGGAGCCCUCAGAGCUCCUUGAGGCGGAUGCGUGAGAGGAGAAGCGAGCGCGACAGGACUGUUCCCGCCCACGUCCCAGCUACUACCGACUACUCAUACUCCACACACCACAUCCCAACAACAACGACAGUGGCCACCACAUCCAAAAACAUCACUGGCCCUCGCGCCGUCGCUACCGCAUACGAUAAGUUUGCCGCCUAUGACAAUAGAUCAUCCCACAACAACCCCGGACCCUCUGCUGCCCGAGUGGUCUCGGAUGGAAAGUUCACCGGUGGCGACGACGACAGGUUUAUGACCACCAACACCCGAGGAGCGCGCCCCCCCUCCUCCGGAUCAAACUCCCUAUAUUCUUCAUCUAGCUCCACGUCGUCUUCUCUGCUCGACAUAUCCCGGAGGUACCCCGAGAAGCGCCCGGGAAAUGCAAUCGCCAGCUUCUUUAGCGCUCCGUCGGAGCGCCGGGCCCUGCGCAGGAAGAGGAGCGGCCAGAAGAAGCAGCGCCGUCGCGUCCUUUUUUUCGCCAACUCGUCCUCCUCCUCGGUGAAUUCUGACCUCGCCUAUGGAACCGGAUAUAUUAGCCGUUCUAGCCGCGAAUUUCAACGGAGAACAUCGUCUGGCAACCAUGAUACCUCCGCUGCUGCUCAGCUUCCGUCCAAGCUGCCUCACGACCAAUAUCCCCAGUCAUCCUCCCACCACCUCUCGCAUUCGAACUCGCGACCUCACAUGUCCGGUGCCAUGGCCGGCGGUACAGCCUUGGUAGCUGGUGCUGCCGAUAUGGCUGCCAGCCACUAUUACUCCGACGCGCACGGCUCCUCCAAGGCCGGCCCGUCGCGCAGGCGAAAGACGGACGACGAAAUCAUGGAAAUCGGCCGCCAGCUGUCCGAUUUGGCCAAGCAUCAGACCGACGACGACCUGAGGCGCUGGGACAAGUCUAAGAACUCGAGGUAUGACUCGGGCACCUCUAGUUCCUCCUCAGACGACUCGGAUUGGGAGUCGGCUUCCGACGAAGAUGAUACGUCCGAUGAUUCAGGCAGCGUUGACUCAUCAAUGGCAUACGGCACCACAGUGUCCCACACCCCCAGACCCGCGGCUACCGCGGCGGCAGGAGCUACAGGAGCUGCCGCCGCAGGCGUUCCCGUGGCUGCUCACCGUCGCAGGAAGAGCUCUGUUGUCGACCCUCGCCUGUUUGGCCCGACUAAUUCGCUCCGCGGAAUCAUCGACACUCCCUACAACUUAGGGGACGAGAAGGCUGUUGUGCCCUUUGACCGCCAGGGACCCAGGCGUUCCCCCAAAGAACCCCUGGCCUUGGCCAUCACGAGCGACGCAUUGACCGACCUGCCGCGCCGCUCGCGCCCCGGACUAGUCCCCCUUCAGCAACCCGUCCCCCACAAGACGGUCUCCCCCCAGCUCUACGAUGCUGACAAGCUGGAUGAGAUCAACUCUCAGGAGCUCGAAAAGCUGCGCAAGACCUCUGGCGAGAAGCCCUCCGAUAAGGACUGGGCCUUGGCUGGCGCCGCUGCCGCUGCCGUCAGUGGCGCAGCGAUUGGCGCCGUCAUAUCCAGCCACAACCUGGAAGAGCGUAAGGCAAGUGAGGUAUUUCGCGAUGACAAGGGCAAGUACCGCGACGACAAGGAGAAGGACCGCGAGGAGAAACGACACCAGCGCUCCGCCCGUGACGACUACCAGAGCAAGGAGAAGGACAAGGAGCGUCAUGCAUCGAAGCGUGCCUCCUACGCCUCUCUCAAGGAUGUUGAUGACAAGGGCAAGGAUAAGGGCAAGGAGAAGGACAAGGAGCGUCAUGCAUCGAAGCGUGCCCCCUACGCCUCUCUCAAGGAUGUCGAUGACAAGGGCAGGGAUAAAGGCAAGGAGAAGGAGCGCAGGCCAACACGCGACUCUUUCUCCUACAACGACGUCGACGAAAAGGUCAAUGGCAAAGAAAAGGAGCGCAGGUCGAAACGUGAUUCCUACUCUUACAAGGAUGAUGAUGAGAAGGACAAGGACCGCAAACGCUCAUCCCGUCGCAAAAAGGAGGGAGACGCAUACGCCGUCGUCCCUUCAUCCACUCGCAACAAGUCUCAGACUUUCGACGAGAGAUACCACCUUCCCGAGAAGUACCAUCUUUCAGAGAAACACCAGCUUCCUGCGGCAGAAAAGACCGAAGAACCUAAAACCGACGCUGCGCCGAAGCUUCUCACUGAAGGACCCUAUGACCCAUUCCAGUACCAGGUCGACUUCUUCGAUAGGCUUCCCGCCUCCAAGCCCCCCACCUCUCAACUGCCUGCCGCACAACUACCUACCGCCCAGCUUCCCGCCGGCCCAGCGGAGCCCGAGCGACCUCUCACGCCAGCUGUUUUCACAGUUGAGCACUCAUUCGAGAUUGAGAGCAUGGUCUCGGAGCACAAAGACAAGGAUCGUUCUGAGAAGACUCAUAGUGACACCGGAAAGUAUGUUGCAGGUGCCACCGCAGUUACUGCCCUGGCCGGCGCAAUUCAUGCUAGCCCAUCCCGCUCAGAAGACCGUAGUCGCAAUCAAAAGGACCAGGAUCGCCGUGACGAUAAUCGCCGGACCAAGGACCCCGUCCAGGAGGACGCAGACAGGUAUUACAGAGAGUCCGAGAUUGCACGAAGGAUUGCCGCUGAGAAGAUUCGCUCCAACCGCAGCAGGAGUUCCGACAGGUCCGACGCCCAGGGCAAGGACAAAGACAUCGACAACGCGACCCCCUUUGUUAGGGUCGUCACGCCGCCUGAGUACAAUGGUAAGAACAAGGGCCCCUACGCCGAACCCGACGCCGAUGUUCGUAUCGACAACAGGUUUACACCCAGGGAAGCCGAGAAGUUCCAAACCCUCGGCGAGGACCAGAUCCAUGGCCACGAGCGCAAGAGGCCUCUCCUCAACUUGGUCUACCCGACCCCUUUACCUAGCCGCGAGCACACUCCUACGCCAGAAAAGAGAGCCCGGGAGGCCAAGGACGCCAGGAGAGUUCAAGAGGCCAACGAAGCUCAGGAAGCCAACGAAGCUCAGGAAGCCAACGAAGCUCAGGAAGCCAANGCCAACGAAGCUCAGGAAGCCAACGAAGCUCAGGAAGCCAACGAAGCUCAGGAAGCCAAUGAAUCUCAGAAAGCCAAGAAGGUACAGGAGGCCAGGGAUUCUAGGGACUACAGAGACUCUUGGGAGACCACGGACAUCUCAUCGUCCAAGUCAGAAGUCGCCGCGCCCUCCGCUGACAGGAUUGGCCUUCCCGCCACCAGCUCCAAGUCAGUUAGCUGGGGUGAAAAUGAGACAAAGAGCUUCGAGACUCCCGACUCUAGGGAUGAAUCUCCGCGACUCGAAAAUAUGACGCCACCAGACGAGAAGUCACGACCUCAUCUCAGCAAGACCAGUCCGUGGGGUAUGAUUGCCUCUGCAAUUGCUGGAAGCUCGGCUGAGCCGACGAAUGAACCUGAUAUUGUUGUGACGGAAUCGCCCAAGGAGUUUGAGCCUAGGACUGAGUGUGCCUACUACGUCAAUGUUGAUGACGGCGAAGCACCGCCUAUUCCCGGCCCCAAACCAUCUGCUGAUCAGAUCGCCGGUGACUACGCUGACGAUAUCGAGUUUGCGGCCACCCUGGCAGCUGGCCUGAAGGAUACUGGAUUCGAUCCUAAUCUGGUCAUUGAUGACCCCACAUUCCGACGCCGCGACUCACCUCCUGGCUCUGACGAUAACCUGAACGGCAAUGGCACGACUGGACACGUCAUUGGCGAGGUUGAGACUGUCAAGAAUGAAGUCAAGCCCGCCGCUCCCGCCGACGACUGGGCCAACCUGAGCAAAAAUGAGAGGAAGAGGCGCGAAAGGAAGAUCAGGGAGCAGCAGUAUGCUGAAGAUGAUGCCGCCGGGGCCGCUUCCGAAGCUGCUACCCCCAAAGAAAAAGAAGAGUCUUCCCGAGAGCCCCUGCCCGAGGCCCCAGAACCUCCUGCCACUGACGAGGCGCUCAUCGAUGUCUCUCCUCAACUCAGCAAGAAGGAGCAGCGCAAGCGUGACAAGGCCGCCGCCAAAGCACAGGAAGAGAUGACCGUUAAUAAUGAUUACGCUACCUUUGCCGAGCCGGAGCCUUCGUUUGUUCGGGAGGAAGUUGCCGAUAAGGGCGCUGCCGACGAGAGCCAUGGGUCGUACGGCGACGUAAACCCCAUGGUCUACGGCCCCGGCGACUCUGUCCCCGACCCGAGCUCUUCUCAAGCCAUCAACUCUGAUGACGAAUGGGACCAGCCCACGUCGUCCAAGAAGAGCAAGAAGUCUAAGCGCAGAAGCGAAACCGAGGAGGACUUCAACAAGACCUACCGUGACCCAGCUCCUGGGAAGGACCGAGACUUGUUUGAAGACAGGGACGUGAGCUCCGUCGUUUCAGAAUCCCGUCGCCGUAGGCGAUCGAGGCCGAGCACGCCUACCGAGAAGUAUCGUGAACCCUUCGAGGAUAGGGACAGGGAUGUGAGUUCCGUCGUAUCGCUGUCGCGCUACGAAGACAAACGCUCUAGUCGACGAUCGCAUGACCUAUACUCGAAGAAAUCCCGAAGCUCUCUUGAUGAUUCUGUCCGGCUAGAGUCGCGCAGCGACAACAAGCGCACUGACAGGCGGUCAUACCGCUACGAUAACUCUGACGACGACUCUAAAUCCAUUGUCUCUGCUCCUGGUGGCUUUAAGAGUAAGCUCCCCGUCAAGAGGUCCAGCAGUGGCCUGUUCUCUGGCAUGUUCAAGUCUGGAAGCAAAGACGACGGCAAGAAGAGUCAGUCUUUUUUAGAUAGUGCCGACACCCUUGGCGCGGGUGUCGGCUUGGCGGGUGCCGGAGCCCUUGAAGCGGCCCCCUCCCGCCAGAAUGCCAGCGAGGAAGAUAAAGACUCCUCGGAACGCAAAGGCACUUCUCACGAGGAAGACGGAGGUGACCGCGGCUUCCGCGAUGCCAGCGACUUCGACCCCGACAUUGUCGCACGUACCAUUAAGCCCGCCAUCGACCCCCGCGUCAUGGAUACCCACCCCAAGUCACCCAGUAACACCGCCAUACCCAUCCAGCUGCGCUUGGGACAGAGGUCUGGGCCGUCCUCACCAGCUACGUUCAAGACCUCACCCGGAACCUCUCCGAUGGUCGGGGCGCCCGACUCGUCUGUAUCAGGAAGGCGUCAACCGCGUUCCACAUCUUGGGACACCAGCCGUGAGAUCAAGCCUCUCUACCUGCUUGAGCAUGCUCGCCAUGGCUCCUUUAAAGAUUCUUCGAAGCAGGAACAUCUGCCAGCACUCCCACCGAGCGAAGCAUCGUCCGGGAGCUCCCUCGGCCCUGGAUCUGAGACUUGGGAGUCUGCUGAUGAAUAUGCGCUCGGCGAUCAAGAGCUCAACGAGGUCGCCAGGCCACCUCUCAACCUCGACACAGGCUUUCUGCCCGACACACCUGUUCGGGACGCGGAAGGCUCUCAAGAAACCACGCCCAAGGCAGAGUUCAGGCCCGAUUUCCCAGACUUCUCUGCUUACACCGCCGCCGAAGGUCCAGGGCCCGACACUGUUACCUCUAUGCCCAAGGACAGGAGCUCUUUCCUCCACCGGUCGGGACCUUCAUCCGCCAAGUCCGACAGGACCAUUUUUGCCGAGCUCGCCGGCGAUGAUGACAAUUGGGCAGCUGGCAUCGAUACCACCCCGACGAAGAAGACAGGCAGCAGACAGCAACUCUUUGUCGAUGUCGAUGAGAGUCUGGCCUCCGCGGACGAGCACUUUUCUGAUGCUUUGGAAGAGUACGAGACUCUUUCUCGUCAGACGACUCAUGACUCACCCCCGUUCAUGGCUGCUGAAGAGUAUCACGAGCAGCGGCAGCUACCGGUUACCGUUGAGGAGCAGAACGAGGAAGAGCGUAGCCUGGAGAUCCACGAUGUUUCGGAUUAUGCACCCGAGGAGUCCACUUCUGUUGUUGGACCCGAGGGGCCCACUCCUUCUACUGUACUGGAGGAGCAGCCCACUUCUGCUAUCGCUCCCGAAGAGUUCACUAAUGCUGUUGUACCAGAGGAGCAAUCAACUGCUCCCGCCCGGGAAGGAGAGCUCCCAACCGAAGAGGAUUUUUCCAUGCUCACCGGCAAAGCAAAGAAGAAGGCCAAGAAGGCCAAGAAGGCUGCGGCGGCUGCUGCCAACAAGAAGGAAAUUGCUGGCUUUGACAUAGAUGCCCUAACUGAGGAGCCUGCGCCUUCCCCCUUAGCCGAGGAGUCGCCCGCGCAGCAGGAGGAGAAGUCCCUGCAGGUGCAGCCGCAAGAGCAGGAGAAAUCGCUGGACCUCCCGGAGCACCAGCCUCAGCAAGAGGGGCAGCCACGGGAGAAGUCUGCGGAACAGCAGCAGGAACUUGAUGCUCCCACUGCAACCGGCGACCACCUCGCAGCAGAGGAUAGAGCUCUGGAUGCAUGGACUGUCGAUGUUCCUUCUGCUGAAACAAAGCAUUCUGAGGAGCCCAAAACAUCGCAGGAUCGUAAGGCACCACCUGAACAUGCUGGGACUCUUGUUGACGCUAUGGCGUCCACUGCGGAGGGACCUGCGGGUAUUCCAAAAACGGCCUCUGUCGAAGUCAAGGAAGACGAUAUGUCCGCCACCAUCGCUGAAUCGACUUCUGCCACCCAAGAUGUUGAACCUGACGUGGUGGCGGCGAACGAGCCGGAUUCAUUUCUUGAGAAACCUGUAACCGAACCCAGCACUGAGGCUCUAGCUCUAUUGAAGGAGGGCGAGAAGAAGAAGAAAGAUAAAAAGAACGCCUCGCAAUAUGAUGCCCUCGACAAGCCUUCUGCUUCUCCUUCCACCAGCGUUCAAGAACCUGCCGCUCCUUCUGCUCGUGCUGAAGAACAGGUCGCGGAUGAUGAAACCGCAGCGGAGGCAACGCCCAUAGACCCUCCCAGCGAGCCUGUAACAGCUGUUGCUGAUGACUUUGCUGCUGCUUGGGACGAGUCGGCAGCCUACAGGGCUCAGCCUACAGGGCGGAGUCUGGAUUCUUCCGAAGGGCUAGAAACCCUCCCUUUGAAGGUUGACGACGCCCAGCCUAGUACUCUGCAGGAAGCUAUCUCUGAGCCCUUGUUCUCCCAGGGAGAUGUCUCUCUUGAGACCACACAGGAAGAGCGCGUCGCGAGCACUGAGCCGUCUCAGGUCCCCCUCGAAAACCCCCUCUCAGUUGUCGAAGAGUUCUUCCAGUCCCCCAAGGAGGAGCUCGCUGCCGAAACCCAUGUUGACAUCUCUCCUGCAUUGGAUGAAUCCGUCGAGACUUCCAAGGACGACCAUCCUCCCGAGGCCCUUAUCUCCAUUGACGAGUCCGCCCCUGCGUCCACUCCUGCCGAGGAGAUUCCCGCGCAGGUAGGGGAUGAUGCAACCGCAGCGCCGGCACAACCUACCGAAGACCCUCUCGCUACCAAGGAGUCCAUUGUGACUGAGGAGUCUGCCACUGCCGCUGUUUUUGAGCAGCCCAAGAUCAUCGAGGAGCCCGCUGUUGACGCUUCCUGGAGCCUUGACACAGCGGAUGCUUCUGAGACGAUUGCGUUGUCUUUCGUAGAGGAGCUUCAGGCGGAGACCAAGCCCGAGGCCCAGCCUGAGGAGGAGUCAAGCCAACCAAUGUCCAAGACGGAUAGCAAAAAGGCCAAGGCCAAGAGACAGCAGUCUAUCUCCUUGAACGAGACUUCCGCGACUGACAAUGUGGUAGAAAAGGUAGCAGCGCCGGCACAAACAGAAAAGCCUGCCGCCACUGAAGGAACCGUCUUCGAAGAGAUCUCCGCCACUGAAGAGCCUGUUCUUGCCGUUGCGUCUGUCGUCACAGAGGAUCCCACUAUUGUCAAGGAGACUCUCCUCGCUGAGGAGCCUGCUGCCACUGAAGCGCCUGUCGUUACUGAGGAGCCUGCCGCCCUCGAAGGCGUUUCUGCGACAGGGGAGCUUGCUGGCGAUGUCGCUUCUCCCGACCUUGGGACAGCUGCGGCUCUUGAGCCCACUUCCAAGCCCACUGUUCAUGUUGUGGAGCCCGAGAUAGUCAAGCCUGAAGAGGAGGAGCCUAGCGGGGGGUUGUCAAAGAAAGAUAAGAAGAGGGCGAAGAAGGCUGCCAAGAAGAGGCAGUCUCUGCCUUUGGAUGCUACGGACGAGUUGAAGCCUGCUGAGGGGUCAGCGCCCGCGCCCACAGAAGAAUCUGCUCCUGCUACCACCGAGAAACCUUCUGCCCCCGUCGAGGAGCUUUCUGCCGUCACGGAGCCCGCCCCCACAGGACACGCGACACCGGCCCUGGCUGAAGGAGAGCCCACUGUUAAUCAAGACAUCCCUGGUAUGGAGAAGUCCGCUACCGAAGACAAGCCCCGCGAUUUCUAUACUGCUGCCUCGGGGCUGUCAACACUCGCCUUUGAGAUCCAGCCUUCCACCACUGAGCUCGAGGAGGCCCAGCCUAGCGACGACCGCAGCCAGCUCAUGCCCAAGGAGGACAAGAAGAAAGCCAAGAAGGCUGCCAAGAAGCAGUCUAUCUCUCUUGACUUCAAUCAGCCGAUUCCCAAUGAGGAAGCGACUUCUGCAUCUGCCCAAGAGUCCGCUGCAGCCGACACACCAUCACUGACCCAGAUUGAGUGGAUUCCCAUCCCUGAUGAGCCUGUCACUGCUGAGGGGGCUUCCGUUCCCGUUCAUGAGGAGGCUUCUGCUCCAUUCACCGUAGACACUCCUGCUGUCCCUUCUGCCGAAGAAUUCUCUCAUGACCUGGAGACUCCUUCCGACUCUACGCCCGUUGACAGGAAGAAGGCUAAGAAGGCCGCCAAAAAGCAACAGGAGCAGUCUCAGAAUACCUUUGAGGAACCGAAACCCGCAGAAGAAGCAGCAGCAACUGCUGUGGUAGAGUCUGUUACCACUGCUCCCGAGGAGUCCGUUCCCAAGGACGACACAUGCACGCUAGCUCAGACCGGAGACACACCCGUUUCAGAAGACACACUUGCACCAAUUCAGACCGAAGAACCUAUCGUCACAGAAGAAUAUGCCCAUGACCUCGAGCCUGUUCCAGAUUCGGCGCCUGCUACUCAACAGACCCCGCUCAAAACGAAGUCGGAGCCCCAGGUUGAAGAAGAGCCCAACCAGUCCUUGUCCAAGAAGGAUAAAAAGAAGGCCAAAAAGGCUGCCAAGAAACAGCAAGAUCUUGACACUUCCAAUGAACCUGGGCUUACUCAUACUGAUGAGGUAGCCGAGCCCACCGUCACCGAAGACGCUUCGUUAGCCCACUCAGAUAACCCGGCCAUCACCGAGGAGUCUCUGGUCCUGGAACCCCCUACCACAAACAAGCCUGCCACCAAUGAGUCUGUCCGUGACCUCGAGACAGCUCCGGUCAAGUCCGACGGCUGGGACCUCCCCGAUGAUUUCUUUCGCAGGCCAGCACCUGUUGAGACAUCUGAUGAUCUCGCCUGGGGAAAGCCCGCUGUUGAGAACGAGGAGAAGGACAAGGCGAUGGAAACCAAGGCAGCAGGCCCAGACGAGGCGGCGAUCCCCGCAACGAUGGAUUUCCCCACUGGAGAAUCUUCGGGUACCAGCAAGAAGUCCAAGAAGAAGGAUAAGAGUUUGAGCACUCUUGGUGAAGUUAUGGAGACUUCCACCUCGACGCCUGAACCUGAAUCUACAUCAGCAGCAGCCAAGCCUGCCAUGGAAACUGAGCCUGCCCCAGAGCCCGAGCCUGUUGCAGAGAUUAUACCUUCCCCGGCGCCCGUGCCUGUUGUGGAGCCGGAGAAGGAACUCGAGGUUACAAAGAAAAGCAAAAAGGACAAGAAGAAAAUCAAGAAGGGCCAGGUGUCUUUGGAUUUUGAUGCGGUCGAAGGGACCGGAAGCAUUUCCAUUGAUGUCAUCCGGGACCCACCACAGGACCAGCAACCAGCAGAAGAAGUACCGGCUGCCUCUCACGGUGCCGGUGUUGUGGAUGUAACGACCCUGGCCAUGGAGACGUCUGAUGUCUUUACCCAGGACAAGGAGCUUGACACCUGGGAGAGGGCAGUGCAGCCGGCCGAUUCCACGGAAGCUGCACCUGCCGUGGAGAAUGCCAAGGAUGCCACAGAGCUCCAGACCCUUGAAGCCUUACACACUGCGUCGAAAGGGGCUGCUUCUGCAGCUGAAGACGGCGGUAAUUUAUCCACGGAAAAGCUCUCAAGGGAGGAUGAAAGGAAGAAGGCUGCUGAACUGGCGCCACCGGCUGCCGCUAUGGAAACCCUGACCCAGGAAGAGCAAGUUCCUGAGGAGCCCGACAAGCCCCAAAUGCCAGAACCAGAAUUCACGGAGGCCGUAAAUGCACUUAGCUAUGACAAGAAAGCUAACGAACACAACGCCGAAAAUACCUCUGGCUUUGUAACGCCCGUGGAAUCUCUAUCCGGCCAAGAUCCUGGUGCGAAUCCUGACGAGGAGCGGGAACAGGCACCUAAGGAAACAAAUGAACCGGAGCUGGACACUGAACCCCAAGACACGGCCGACAUUGACCAACGUAUUGAGCCUACCUCUACGGAACCCGCCUUUACGGAACCCAUCUCCCCGGAGACCAACCUUCCUAUGGACAUAGUAAUUAAGGAUACCACGACCACCACUGACGAACGUACGCUGGAAGGCUAUGUCCAGCCCAUUCAGUCUGGGGCGUCUAAGGAAGUCGCCGAGGAUGGAACAUCAAACCUUUCGAAGAAGGACAAACAGAAGAAAAACGAGAAGCAGCAAAGGAAGUCUGUCACCUUUGACAUUGACGAACCUUCAGCAGUCGAGAAGCAGGUUCAGCCAACUGAAGAAAAAGGAGAGACUGCAGCAGAGACUGACACCAAGGGUGGUAAUGCACCCGAACCGACAACUAUUGAAGUUUCCGAUCUCGUAGUCUCUCCAUCCGAGACCGAUAUUCUUCCGCUUGUCCCAGAAACUCAGGUGUUGCGAGACAUUGAUACAGAGAAUGAGCCUCCUCAGCAACCUGAGCCUGCUGCACGAGUCCUGGUGGAGGCUCAGCCGGUUGAAGCGACGUUCUCACUAGCUGCCGAGGGUGGCAAGGGUGAUUUCGAGAGUACAUCCAUAUCAAAGAAGGGAAACAAGAAGGAAAAGACUAAAGCCAUGGCUGGAGCACUCGCUCAGGAAGCUGCUGCCACCACCGCUGACGCCGUUUCUGAUGAGCCGAAGCAAGAAACCGAGUCUCCACUAACUGCUGUGAUUUCUUCUGAAACCACUGCUACUUCUGAGUUGAAGCCAGGCUCUUUCCUGCCUACCGAGUCCAAGGACAAAUUAACCCCUGCAUCUUCUUCCUUGAUAGGGGCGGCUCUAAAAGCGCGCCAUGAAGAAAUCAAGAAAGAGGAGGAUGACGAGUCUUGGGCCGUCGGCCUGUCCAACAAGGAGAGGAAGAAGAGAAGGAAGGGGAUAGCCAAGGCCAAGGCUGCCGCCGAGGCCGCCGCCGAAAAUCUACAGAAGACACGGGAGCCUGAACAACCUACUCCUGCAACAGAACUAUCCCAACAUGUUGAUACAGCCAUCGACACGUCAACUCUGGAUGCACCCACUGCUGCGUCAGAGGAGGUUCCCGCUGCAGAGGCGACCCCCGAACAGAAGGAUAUUGGUACGGCAAAGCAGGCCGCUGUGGCGGAUGAGAUUCCCUUAGUUGGGGAGACUGCUGUUGUGAAAGAGGCCCCUGUAGCAGAGGACGUUACGGCAAUGGCCCUGGCCUGGGAGGCUGGCACACAGAAGCCCCAGGACCGUGCUUCCUCUUCGAAACCUUCCAAAGAGCCGGACACUGUCCCCUCAGAUCACAUUCCGGAGCCCGAGGAUGCAAGCCUUCCCAAGCCGGUCGUCGAGCCGGUUCCUGAGCCAGUCUCCGAGUCUGCUGUUGAGCCCGUCGCCGAGCCCAUUCUUCGACCAAUUGUCGCUGCUGCUGAGCCCGCGACUAAGCCAGUCGCUCAGCCCAUGAGCCAAGACGACAAUAAGAGUACUGGUCUCUCGAAGAAGGACAUGAAGAAGAAGAAUAAGAAGCAGCCCAAGGAUUUCGGUCUGCACUGGGAUGAGACUACCGAGCAAGCAGUGCUAUCCACGAAGCCAUCGAUUGAAGUCAAGGAUGAAGCGACCCUGCCGGUUUCUACCAAUUUAUCCGAACCCGAAGCCGAGCCACAGAUUCCGGUUGAGAUGGCAAAGGCUCUGGAGGACACAGCAGAAGUUUCCACACCUAAGCCGACAACUGACCUUCUUGCCACUGGGGAAGUGGUUGAUACGAUACCGGUUUCGCAUGAUGCUGUCCUGCAAUCUACUUCUGAGCCUGACGCUUCCGAGCCCUCCACCGUGCCCGCUAGUAAAAAUGACAUUCAGGGCACCGGUCUCACCAAGAAGGAGAGGAAAAAGCAGAAGAAGGCGAUGGCCAUGGACCUCGAUAUAGACGCCCAAAAGCAGCCUACGGUGGUUGUCGAAGAGCCCACAGUGGCUGGCGAUCAAUCAACCGACCGCAGGAAAGAGAUGUCUUCUAUACCUCUGGUAGAAGCCAAGCCUGAAGCCGAGCUUCUUGUUACCAAGGAGCAAGCUGAGGGAGUUCCAGAAUUGGCUGAUUCGGCACAGCCCUCAAAUGCCGAGCCUUCAACUUCAGAGUCUGCUGCCGAGAUUGACGACAAGAAAGAAUUUUCUCUGAGUCUCUUGAAGAAGGAGAAAAAGAAGACGGAGGGCAAGACCAAGGCCAUGGGGCUCGAUGAGAACACUAUUGAAGAGCCUGCGGUGGUUAGUGAACCACCCGCCGAGAAGCACGACAAAACCGUCACCGUCGAGGCUGAAACUCCGGUUGGUAAGGAGCCAUCGGCUGAGUCACCGACUGAGUCGAAGGACACAACAUCUCCUGUGGAAGCUCAGCCUGUAACCGAGGCCCCUACCACAGAAAAGCCAGUUCAGCCAUACCGGCACUUGGGUGAUGCGGCCGAGACCAUCCCUGGACCUCCAGCAGAAAUCGUCGUAGACGAGAAUGGCUUGUUGGCGGGGCUCUCCAAGAAGGAUAGGAAGAAGAAGAAAGCCAAAGCUGCUCCCCUGGAUUUCGGCUGGGACACCGCUGAAGAGCCUGCAUUCAUUAGCCCUAUCGUCGAGGGGCCAUAUGUAAUGCCUAAGACUCAGAGCGAUGCAGCUGAGCACAUUUCUUCUGAAGCUGCACCCAUUGCCGUCGACAACGAUCUGUCUGCAGGCCUGCCGAAGAAGGAAACCCAAAAGAAAGUAAAGAUCAUGGAGCUCGACUGGGACACUUCCAAGGCACCGACCAUUUCCAGCGAGCCCCUGACGGUCUCCAAGGAUGAGCCUUUUUCUUUGGCAAACCAGACCGAGCCUGCCGUUCCUGUUAAUGAGGAGCCGCUUGAUGAACCUAGUGACUUGGAUCACACUGCCGAUCCUUUUUCUGAAACUGCCAUUGAUCCUGCCGAUAAUUUGGAAGACUCGACUACCAGUCUGUCCAAGAAGGAGAAGAAGAAGAAAGAGAAGGCCAAGGCAUUGGCUAUUGAUCCGGAACCAACUCCAGAGCCUGCAAUAGUGGACUCACCUCUCCCUGAACACAUGGACAUACCUGCAGCGGCCGAUCGACCAGAGGUGUUCAAUGAGCGCGGUGUCGACACCCAGCCUCAAAUCGCCGAAGAUGGAGGCUUCUUCACUCCUGGCUUUCCGAAAAAGGAGAAAAAGAAAACGAAGAUGGGAGUGGUACCAAGUCCUGGCAAUCCUGUUACAUUCGACUAUCUGGGCGAGGGAGGCCAAGUUCCUGAAACCGUCACGGCAGAGGAUAGGCCUGUUGGGGACAUCAGGCCUGCAGAGGAUAUUGAGUCCGUUGGGAAGAUAGGCGAGCCAUUCACUGAGAGUUUGGCAACGGCCGCGCUGAUGAAUAUUCCCCAGGAGGCUCACACCGUUUCUCGCGGAUUCUAUCUCACAGCAGGAACGUCUGAAGCCUCCCCCAGGGAUAAGUUGCCGGAGAAGGAGAAGGAAGAGAAAAACGAGGACAAGGUAGUGGAUACUCAAGUAGAUCAGGAUGCUACGAACAAGACCGCUACAAGAACUACUACCGCUGCCGGCGCUACGGUAUCGCUAGCGGUAAGCUCUAUGGUUGGCAAGAAGGAGAAGAAGGGAAAGAAGACAUCGAGAGUUGUGGGAAAGAGGUCUGAGGACGACGACCUCUUUCACGAUGUUGCUCUCUGGGAGACAGUUGACAAGACAAACCUAGAUGACAAAAUCGGCAGCGCCGACAGAAAGCAGACCAAGGUGGCACUGGCCGAGCAGGAAAAUACUGUUCUCUGGGGUAGAGAUGAUGCCAGAGAAGCAGACAAGAAGGAUGAGACCAUGGAGAAGUCUAGGAACGAGAUCAUGCCUUUGGGGGAAAGCGACGUUUUCGGGAAGUCUGGUGGGAAAGGAGACAAGAUUGAGGAGGACAAGAGGAAGACGCCAUCUACAGAGGACGAUAGUAGCGCAUCACCACAGGAGGAUAAAGUGGAUAAGUCCUGGAAGACGCAUCAGGAUGAAACCAGGACCAAGGAGAGACUGCCUUUGACGUCGUUGAAGAGCGAGAGCUUGUCCGAAUCGGACGGAAAAGCUGAAGUCAAUGACCACCCCACUGGUGGUCUUGGCCUCUUGCCAGAGGACAGCCAUGCAUUGGCCCUCGGUGUCAGCUUGGUAUCAGACUUUGGAGGCUCCAGGAUUUCUCCUCAGUCACUGCCAGCAGUUCCCGAGAUGCCCGAGGAGGAGCAAUCCCAGAAGACGCCACCCAACCUUAUGACACCGACAAAUCACCACAAGAGGGCGUCGCUUGGGACACCUGUGUUACGAGAACCGACGACUGCCGAUGCAACUCCGGAUCCAGAAAAGAAGAGACAGAGCAAGCCAGCCGCCGUUGUUGAGGAGGAGGUGGCCAAGUCGCCGUCACUCAGAGCCAAGAAACCAAGGGACUACGGAAGCUUGGGGCUGGGAACGGCACCUGCGAUACUUGGCGGCUCUAAAUCAGCCGCAGCAGCGUCUACAACAACCCAACUGUUAAACAAAGGCGAAGAGCGAAUGCGCCAAUCAUCUGAGCCGCCUUCCCAGCCACUUUCCCAGCUACUGGGUGAACCUCGGCUAAUGAGGUCCGUGUCCAACACUAGCCUCACGAGGCGCCGCCGCAUUCCUGAGCCACUCAAGCUUCGGCCUGACCGCCCAGGCAUCAACGAACAUGCCCAAGAUCUAAGGUCGUCGACCCCCACACCACCUCUCCGCCGUGUUGACAAGCGCGUCAGCGGCGAUUUGCGAGCGCUCAGUCAGGAAACCACCAACUCUACGCCUGUCGCUAACGAAGGUCGUGUCCGCUCCAAGGACAUGGCCGACGAUGGAUUUGGCGAGGGCCGCAUUGGCACGCCCCGUUCCCCGACUCGGCCCCACAGCAUGCGUCGCCGCCAAAGUAUGCAGGUGCUCGAGCUUGAGUCCAGGGUUGAGCAGCUCCUUGCCGAAAAUCGCAUGCUGUCUGAGGGACACUCCCGCGCCGAGUCUAGCGCCGUCGCGAACAAUCGUACAUCUAUUGCCCUAUCGGAGCGCGAUGCUGAGAUCGAAUCCCUGAAACACUCCCUUCAUUUCUUACAAAACGAGGUGUCGCGCAUAACCGAGGUCAACGAGGGCCUCACCAGGGCCAAUGCUGAGCUUGUCAAGCACGAUGGCCGCUACGACGGCCUCAGUGUUGCCCCAGGCGCAGCUGCUUUCAACAGCCUAGAUGGACCAGACAGCGCACUGGAGCAGACGAUUCAAGCAAAGGAUGCCGAGAUUGCAGACCUCCGCGCACAACUCGAGGACGCCAAGGAACAGGUUCGGGAGAUGCAACGCCAGAUUCUUGCCUCCAAGGCUGCCGAUGCCGAGUUCCUUGCAAUCAAGGACGAGGAUUACUUUGAUGGUCGGUGUCAGCAACUCUGCUCCCACGUCCAGCAAUGGGUAUUGCGCUUUUCCAAGUUCUCCGAUAUGCGGUCAUCCCGUUUGACCAACGAGAUCGACGACGAGAAGUUGGUCGAUCGACUUGACAACUCCGUCCUGGAUGGCACCGAUGUCGACAAAUAUCUCGGCGAUCGUGUGAGGCGCCGCGACAUUUUCAUGUCUAUGACCAUGAAUAUGAUCUGGGAGUUUGUCUUCACGCGCUACCUUUUCGGUAUGGAUCGAGAGCAGCGUCAGAAGCUCAAGUCUCUUGAGAAGAUGCUCACAGAGGUUGGCCCGCCCCAAGCAGUCCGCCAGUGGCGUGCCGUCACCUUGACGCUCUUGGCGAGGCGGGAGACCUUUAUAACCCAGAGAGAUCAGGACACGGAGGCCGUAGUCCAGGCAAUCUUCCAGGCUCUGUGCAAGAUCCUGCCCCCUCCGAGCAACCUGGAAAACCAGAUUUUGUCGCAGCUGCGUCGAGUUCUACGGGAAGCCGUGUCGUUAUCCAUUGAGAUGCGCACGCAAAAGGCCGAGUAUAUGAUGCUUCCGCCCCUGCAACCCGAGUAUGACGCAGAGGGUGAGCUUGCUCAGACGGUUCAGUUCAAUGCAUCCAUGAUGAAUGAGCGGUCCAGCAAGGGCCAGCCGGUGUCGCCUGAGGACUUAGAGGCGGAUGGCGCGAUAGUGCGAAUUGUGCUCUUCCCUCUGGUCGUCAAGAAGGGUGAUGACAAUGGCCUAGGUAAUGAGGAGAUAGUCGUGUGCCCGGCACAAGUCGUCAUUGCCAAUAGCGACAGGCGCGGCCUCAGUGCGUUGAGUGAUGCUGGGGGAGCAUCGCUUGGUGGACGCAGCCGACUGAGCCUCGCUACUGAGAGCACGAAUGGCUGA
This is a messenger RNA of Geosmithia morbida, 16764 nucleotides long. Its product is annotated as Involucrin repeat protein. The record is from RefSeq and is a predicted model, not a curated record. Lineage: Eukaryota; Fungi; Ascomycota; Sordariomycetes; Hypocreales; Bionectriaceae. The transcript is spliced from 15 exons. The coding region runs from base 1 to 16764 and encodes 5587 amino acids.